Molecule: messenger RNA, 5517 nt
Organism: Ustilago hordei
Lineage: Eukaryota; Fungi; Basidiomycota; Ustilaginomycetes; Ustilaginales; Ustilaginaceae
Exons: 2
Coding region: 1-5517 (1838 amino acids)
Source: RefSeq, a predicted model, not a curated record
AUGCGAACCCUCUACUUCUUCGCUAUGGCCUACAUCCUCAUGGCCGCCGUAGCCUGUCAGCCUCUUCGAGAAGCUAAAGCUGAGCUCGAAGUCAGCAGAAAGGCUUAUCGCAAGCCUCGUCAACCUCCCAAACUGCCCAGACCCGCCACUCCUAAGGUCAAACGUAGAAUCAAGAUUGUUUCGGAAUUUUUAUCCCACUUCACUAACCGUGAACGUGCUGCAUCAGUAGCAGCUCAAACCGAUAUCAAACCUCAAGAGUUCACCGCCUAUACUCGAUUCCAGCAGAGCCCAACAGCCAAGUUCGACGGAAUUGCCAAUCCUGCUCGCCCUGAAUCUUUGUUCAAGCCCAGAAAGAAGCCUUUCCGCUUCGGUGGUGACGAAGGUGGUUAUGUUGCUGAUGUCGAUCAUGCUGGUCAUAACGCAAAGCUCAACAACAGACCUCCUUUGUCUACCAAGCUUGGCAUUGGAGCAGACGCUUCUGGUGCUCGAGUUGAAGAAGAUCGCCUUCGUCUAUCCGCACAAGUUAAAGCGAUAGCACAUGCCAAACGUAAUACUGCGACCAAACGUGCUGUGAUCAUGAACGUGGUCUUAUUAAUCACGUCUGGGCUGAUGCUUUUGUUUAGGAGUAAGGUAGCUAACGCGGGCGAUGCUAACAAUCAAGCCAUGGCACACGCUUCAGAGAGUCAACAAGCCGCGAUGCAGCAAGCUGCUGCCGAAAGCGCUGCUCUUCGGGCUUCUGGCUCUGGUGGCAGCAAAAUUCAGCUUCGAAGUCUAUCCUCUGAGGACGUGGCAGCUCACGAUGCUUCUGUCCGAACCUCCCAACCGAAAGAUGAUAGGUCGCUACCCAAGCAGUCCGUUGUUCCGAUCAUCAAGUCCGAGAAAGCUGCUGACAAGGAAGAUCAGUCCAAGACACUUACAAAACGAUUCAAUCCCCUCGAGAUCAUUGAGAAUGCACUUCAAAAGUACACCCAAGAUAGUCGACGUCUUGUUGGUCCCGUUGUUGCAUGUAUCGUGAGCAUUCUCGGUCUGAUUGGCGCAGUCGUCUACUACGAGACGAAGAGUCAGAAGCCCGGUAAAGAUCAUUAUGGCAACAACACUGAGCGGGCUGAACCUACACCUUCACCACCGGCGCUACGCCUGAAGGAUGUUGACAACCGAGACGACUCGGCUUUCAUUCAAAUUUCGAAGGACGAAAAACUGCAUCACACCGAGCUUCGAAAGCGCUGGGACCCAGUCGCUGCCAUGAUAGACUGUUGGCAUGGAAGAGUCGAAGACAGUGGCCGCGUUGCAGUUGCUGUAAUGGAGAAUGCUCCUUCAGGUCCAAGAUUGCUACUCGUCAAAUUGUUCACAGGUGCCGCUGCUCUUCUUGGUGUCUCUGGUGCUAUAAUUUGGUAUGGCUAUAGACGUCAAUCUGACUCGACGCCCAAGCCUCAAGAGUCGAAGCAGCCAGAGACAGCUUCUGUCCCUGCACCCAAUCGACAGCUCUUUGCCGAAGUCCGCCAUACGAUGCUCAAGAAGCGCUCUCUUGACGUCGAGCCGGCUGCUCACGUUGACCUUCUAUCCGUCGAGCAAGGUAGACCUGCCCUGUUGAAACGCGAAGUCACCAACGAGAAGAUCAAACGGCUUUUGGUGCGAGGCAAGAAGGCCUACGAACUGGCUCCACGAGCAUUGCAGGCCGCCGAAGCUGGAGCUGCCAGCGACGUGCCAGUAUCUGAAGCCGGCCAUGUCGCCCCUGGAAUAGCAUCCAAGCUCGAUUCUACCAGAGCUGGUCUUUUUAAAGAAUCGCCCGCGUUGCACAACCUGCCUAGUCACUUGCAAGUCAGCAAGUCUACCGCGGAUGCAUCGGAAAGCCUACGUAUCCAGAAGCCGUUGGUGCCCUUGGGAUUGGAACAUUAUCAGACACCUCCAUCCCCAUCUAUCCCCUCGCCUGCGAUUGAUCGCGUAGAGGCCUUGGAAGAAGCACACACCGGCAAACAAACAGCUAUCGCUAUUGCACUCAUAGCCUCUUUAUUUGAAACCUUUAGCGUUCUUGCCUGGCAAUAUCUUCGUCACCCCCAUGAUGAGCACACUCCAUUUUAUCACCCCCAUGAUGAGAACAGUCGAUUUCAUCUCUGGAAGCAUCCUACGACGGUCAACAAACGAAGGUCUCUGCGCAGAGGUGACGAACAUCUCGAAACUCUGCAGCUCAAAGAUGGACACCUUGUCAAGCGGGCAAUCGGCGCUAUGGAGGUAGAAGGUCCAGCCGAGGAGACUCUCAGGCUGCUCGAUGGUGCGGAGAGAGAAAUGGAAAGACUUAGGUUUAGGAACGAGCUGCAACGGAGGCGGAGGCGAGAAGCCUUUCGAAAGGCACUUCGAUCUAAGCGAAUCUUAGGUGGCGGCAUCUUUGCUACUUUGUCUCUUGCGUCCUUGGCCACGCUUCACCAGAAGCUGGACGCAGCUAGAAAGCGAGAGCAAGCUGCGAAAAGCAAAGCUCGAGGGGCCACCAUCUAUCCGGUACGAGGGACUCCUCACAAGCGUGACAUAAAAUCUGUUGUGGUCGAACGUUUCGGCGGAGAAGGCGCUCGAUUGCUCGACCAUCCUGUGGGAGCCGAGUUUCCAAGAACCGAUGUGGCAGUUAGACGGCAUCCAGCGUUCUCGCCACGAUAUCGCAACAUUGUGAUUGGCUCAGCCAUCACGCUCGCUGCUGCGAUCCAAGGAACUUUCUUAUGGUUGGCAAUUCGAGCGCUGAAGAAGCAAACGCCAUCCCAGAGAGCUGCGAAACAGCAAGCAGAAGAAGAAAGACUACAGGCCGGAUUCAAACGCUCACGUCGGCCAGGUCAAUUGUCGAAGCGCAUGAUCUCGCGCGCUGCGAUCAGCCUCAUGGUUCAAGACUUCAAGAGCUUGGCCAACAAGGCACCGCUGACACCAGCCGAAAAGCUUGCCAGGGCAAAGAGGCUGCGCAAGUAUGCUCGGGUCGGAGCAGGCCUUGCAGCGGUCAAAGGCGUCGAGUCCUUCGUCGUUUAUGAGGUUCUCAAAAGCUACAAGGAGAACAAGCGAGUUAAGCAGCAGCUGCAAGAGAUCAAACAGCAGCAGCAGCAGCAGCAGACUUCUGGCUAUGUUGUCAACUCCUACUAUGCGCCGAGUCACAUUCUCUCCAAAAGGUUUAAGAUCUACCCUGUCGAACCACACGUACUAGCCCAUACCCAGGAGAAUGCAGGCCCCCGGACAAACGAGGUCUGGAGGGAGGACCUGUUCCUCCGUUUCAUAGACUGGAAAUGGACCCGCCGUGUCGCGAAGGUAGGAGAAGUCGUAGCCUUCUUGGGCACUGCCAUUGGCCUUACUUAUGCCGAGGAGGCGCUCGAGAAAAAGCUCUCCGGCAAGAAGGAAGACCCGAACGACGGUGCUUCUGUUGGCUCCUCCCACAAACGUGAUCUGUCGUCGCAGGCACAAAAGGAGGAGUCUCAUGAGCUUGCCAAGCGGGAGCCUGCUCGUGAUGGCCUUGUCGAGGCUGGCAUACCGAAGACGGUGCCACACAACCCUGCCUCAGGUCGUCAGGCCGAGUUUUCUCAAGCUGCUUCUUCAACCCGUCUCUGCUCUAAGAACCCGGUGAACAGACUCAAGCUCGAGAAGACCAAGUCGGCGGUUGAUCUGGUUACGGAGCGAUCCGAAGGACGACACAAUCUGAGGAAGCGUUCGAUGUCUCCAACAAACGACGGUGUACCAGCGGGAGCACGCUCACGUCAGCCAGGUCAAUUGUCGAAGCGCAUGAUCUCGCGCGCUGCGAUCAGCCUCAUGGUUCAAGACUUCAAGAGCUUGGCCAACAAGGCACCGCUGACACCAGCCGAAAAGCUUGCCAGGGCAAAGAGGCUGCGCAAGUAUGCUCGGGUCGGAGCAGGCCUUGCAGCGGUCAAAGGCGUCGAGUCCUUCGUCGUUUAUGAGGUUCUCAAAAGCUACAAGGAGAACAAGCGAGUUAAGCAGCAGCUGCAAGAGAUCAAACAGCAGCAGCAGCAGCAGCAGACUUCUGGCUAUGUUGUCAACUCCUACUAUGCGCCGAGUCACAUUCUCUCCAAAAGGUUUAAGAUCUACCCUGUCGAACCACACGUACUAGCCCAUACCCAGGAGAAUGCAGGCCCCCUGACAAACGAGGUCUGGAGGGAGGACCUGUUCCUCCGUUUCAUAGACUGGAAAUGGACCCGCCGUGUCGCGAAGGUAGGAGAAGUCGUAGCCUUCUUGGGCACUGCCAUUGGCCUUUUUUAUGCCGAGGAUGCGCUCGUGAAAAAGCUCUCCGGCAAGAAGGAAGACCCGAACGACGGUGCUUCUGUUGGCUCCUCCCACAAACGUGAUCUGUCGUCGCAGGCACAAAAGGAGGAGUCUCAUGAGCUUGCCAAGCGGGAGCCUGCUCGUGAUGUCGUCGUCGAGGCUGCGCCGAGUGACAUCCUCUCGAAAAGGGCUAUCAUCCGCCCUGUCGGCGCAGCUGAAAUAACGGCUGCGGAGGAGCAUGCAGGCAACCCACUAUACGAGGCCUGGAAGCAGAAAACGAUCUACCGUCUCAAGAUAGCCGGCUAUGUAGUAGCAGCAUUCGUAAGCGCCGUGGCCGCUGCCUUUGGCUUAAGAUAUAUCGCUCGCAAGCUCGAAGGCAAGAAGGAAAACCCGAACGACGGUGCUGUUGUUGAUCCCUUCCACAAACGUGAUCUGUCGUCGCAGGCACAAAAGGAGGAGUCUCAUGAGCUUGCCAAGCGGGAGCCUGCUCGUGAUGGCCUUGUCGAGGCUGACUUACCGAAGACGGCGCAGGUGAACUGGCUCAAGCUCGAAAAGACCAAGUCGGCGGUUGAUCUGGUUACGGAGCGAUCCGAAGGACGACACAAUCUGAGGAAGCGUUCGAUGCCUCCAGCAAGCGAUGGUGUACCAGCGGGAGCAGCCUUGAUACGGAUCUUGCGUCAAGUUGCCAUUGGAUCUCGACAAAAAGGUCUUAUCAAUCCCGAUCCGCACCAGUUUCAGUCCUCGUCGGACGACUCGAAAUCUCGUAACAAACACACAGCCUCUGCAGUGCCGUUGUUUCUGAUCGCUGAAGUUGCCAAGAGUUCCGCCUGGCGGGAAAAGAUCCGCAAGCUCCAGCGAAAGUAUGCAGAAGACGCAGAUGACGAUAAGCGGCAGGAGUACCACAGCAGCCACCAUGGAUCGUUGAUGAAGCGCAUGGAGCAGUCAUACCUCUCUGGCGUUUUUCUUGCUACUUUGGCAGCCAUGACAGGUCACAAGGCCAAGGACGACGUUGAUCAGCAUGCUCCAUCAAACGCUGUUGCAGGUCAGAGACGAGAGCAGCAGCAAUCGCUUAAUAAGCGUUCCACCUCAUCAGGCUCGAAACUGUAUGUUUCAUUUUUCGGUGGAUUCCUCUUACUGAAAGGCAUUAAUGCUGCCGAAGCUAUCAAGGAGCAUAAUCGGAAAAACAAGCAUGAUGAAAGCCCGUAUUAUUCGACUUAUCCUGCUCCUCGACCUCUCUAUCAAAACACACCUCGUUCUGAGUACACACAAUCUUUCUGA